CAUCGAGACCCACAUCUUUGUACCUUUAUACUUGAGUUUCUGCUCAUCUCCAACUCUUACUCAACCUGUAUCGAAAGAGUUCAACUCGUGUGAUGCAACUCAUAACGUUUCGCCGAGCAUGAACAAGACUUGAUUAUUAAGACACUUCUUCAUUACGGGCGUCGAUACCUGAAACGAUCUAGUCCUUUCCCCUGAUAGGACGACCACUUUGAAACCUCAUCCACCAAAAGCGACGUCAUCUCCACUUGUAAGAGAAGCAUUGACUGAUAGUUGACGUCGUUCGUUCAUCGUAUUUAUACCAUUUCCCUAUUUAUUUCCAUUAUGGCGAGCUUUAUCUCUUCAUACCUACCGUUUGGAAAACCAAAGGACGAAAAUAUGCCGGCGCCUGAGAAGAAUAGACAGUGGACGACGGGUCAGGAUGGCCUUGAUAAGCUUGCUUUUGGGGAGGGUGAAGUUCCUAAGCCGAAGGAGGGAGAGGUUUUGGUCAAGGUUCUUGCUGUUGGGUUGAAUUAUCGCGAUACUGAAGUUAUCAACGGCGAUUAUAACCACCAUGCCUCCAUCCAAGACACAGGCGCUCUGGUGCCUUGCUCUGAUAUGUGCGGCACCGUCAUUCAGAGCUCAUCGCCAAAACUCAAAGUGGGCGCUCGCGUCAUGUCCAUCUUUAACCAGACCCAUCUCACAGGCCAAGUCACCGAGAAAGACAUGGCCUCCGGUCUGGGUCUCCCUCUUCCGGGCGUCCUAACAGAAUAUCGCUGCUUCUCGGCCGAUGCUCUCGUCCCCGUGCCUGAGUACCUCUCCGACGAAGAAGCAGCGUGUCUCCCCAUCGCAGCAGUGACAGCCUGGAUGUGCAUCAACGGCAUGCGACCGCUCGGCCAACCUGCUGAUGGCGCUAAGAAGAUGGAGACUGUUCUUCUGCAGGGCACGGGUGGUGUAGCGAUCGCUGGGCUGCAGAUCGCCAAAGCAGCCGGCCUAAACGUCAUUAUCACUUCCUCAUCCGACGAUAAGCUCGAGCGCGCGAAGAAGGAUCUCGGCGCCGACACGGGGAUCAACUACCGCACGCACUGGGAGUGGCAAGAGCCCGUGAUGAAGGCGACGGCAAACCACGGCGCGGACAUCAUCUUCGAGACGGGCGGUGCGCGAACGCUCCGCAAGUCAUUCGACUCUGUAGCCUUUGGCGGGCUGAUCAACUGCGUGGGGUAUCUCGCUGGCAAGGAGGAGGAGCAGGACACCAGCGGACAGGUUGGUGUGAAUGUGCUCGCGCUGAGGAGGAAUGUGACGCUCAAGGGGAUUCUGAACGGGCCGAAGGAUCGGUUUGAGGAGAUGGUGGCGUUUUAUGAGAGGCAUUCGAUUCACCCUGUUGUGAGCAGGGUGUUUGGGUUCGAGGAGGCGAAUAAGGCGUUGGAGUUUUUGAGCAGUGGGCAGCAUUUUGGAAAGGUUGUUGUGAGGGUUUCGAAGAAGGAAUAGAGGAGAGAACUACAUGAGUUAUGAGAUAUAGAUGCUUGAUAUAAGGGAGUGUCAUUUGUGUUACGUUGCGUUGCUAUCGUGUUCAUUCGUUGUCGUCUAGUGUAGCACCAAGAUGACUUGGCAGUACAGUCUGACACAAAGAUACUUAAAUAACCAACAGUUAUGGUUAGAGAGCUGUGUAGAGGUCUCAUUAC
Messenger RNA from Fusarium verticillioides 7600, 1658 nucleotides. Its product is annotated as alcohol dehydrogenase. NCBI's taxonomy places the organism in Eukaryota, Fungi, Ascomycota, Sordariomycetes, Hypocreales, Nectriaceae. Gene Ontology annotation, molecular function: oxidoreductase activity. The record is from RefSeq and is a predicted model, not a curated record. Bases 322 to 1464 code for a protein of 380 amino acids. The transcript is spliced from 2 exons.